AUGUAUUCACAGGACCCGCCACCACAGUUAAUCGAGUAUUCGGUUUUCCCGAACGAUAUUUCUGUUAAAAAUGAUCCCAUUUCCCUGGCCUUGGUUGGGGAUACACUGCAACAACCAAAGGUGGUUAUCACCCGACUUGCCCUGCACGAAAAUUCGAACAACAAUAACAAUGAAAAGAAGGGAAGUACUUCACAUAACGUGGAUACACCGACUGCUGGUUCGUCCGCUACAAUCAAUACACCACCAAGGCAUGAACCAUCCUCCUCGCAAACGAAUAUACAACACACUCCGCACGGAGUACAUGAAGCGCAGGCUGAUUCAUUGGCAACGCAGAACGCAACGCAGCGUAGCGAAAUUGAACCGAGCAAAGUUAAACCUCAACUUAGUACUGAAAGCGAUUCUUCCACAAGUACAUACACCUCACACGACGUAAAGGAUUCCUCACCUGCUGUGUUUCUAAACAACAACGAAGCUAGGUCGUCCAAUUUUCGAACCAGCGGCAGCGAAGAUAAAGACCGGUUUUAUCCGGUUCAUUCAGCAACGCAUUUCUAUAAGUCGAGUUCGACGUCAUCUGACGACAGACCCGGCCCAGGUGACGUCGAUGCGACACACUUAGCCAUUCCUGAUUCGAUCCGAAACGCGCGGGCCCUCUUCAGGAAAACCCUCGCCAAACUUAGACCCAGCUGUUCUACGUCAAUCGGCAUCGACGUGUUGGAUUCGACGCACAACAUAUCCCACUAUGACGUCACAAGCGCAGUGCGUCCGUGCCGCUUCGGUCGUCGCGAGAUGGCAACUGUCGAGGGCUUUGUCGAAGUGAAUCAUGGCCGUUCGGUGCUUCGUAUGUGUCGAUCACUUCUCAGCGCAUCGUCCUACCCACCUCCUGACCUCUUAUAUCUGCUAAUGAAUAAGUACUUGCUGGACACUGACAAGAAAUACGAAUCCGAGUUGGCUCUGUCUUUCCUCAACACCGUGACGUCACUCCACCCGCCCAAUGCGCCACAUAUACGUCAUGAUGACGUGUAUUUACAAGCAAUGGGGGUCUCCCGAUCCACGGAGUCUAGUUUAUUAUCUGCGGCUGGUAUUCAGUUGGGUAAAGACUUCGUGUUAUGGAACCAAGAACGAACACCAGAAUCACAACAAUGGACUUUCGUUGAUUCUAUGCUCAAGCAAGCAGCAGAGGAUAAUGACAUGUUACGACGUCACAAUGCUGCUGAACUUUUCACGAUUGUGACGUCAUGGCUUGGCUACGAUCGAAAAUUAUUACGUCAUCUUUUCUGGACGAAGUCAAACAAAUAUCAACUUACGAGCGCCAUCCGACGGUUAAUGGAAUGGCUGCGAAUCUCGAUGGAAAAAGUUGUGGAAUUCAAUGAAAACCAGGAGAAAGAGAAUACCGAGGUCGUGCCCCCAGAUGACGUCAGCAAUGAUGACGAAGCAGCUGAUGACGUCAGUGAGUCGGAAUCGGAACCAGACGAAAAUGAUCAGGUCUUCUGCGCGCAUGAGGUGUGGACAAGUCUGCUGCGUAGUUUGACGCAGACCACGCUUGCCGUCGCCGCAUGGCUGCGUGAACACGACCAGCAUAACUUCGACCGUAUCGUUGUAAAGGCGUUGUUUGAACAAUUCAAUGACGUCAAGCUAUCUGUGUUGGACCGUUUGCUUGGGGAAUUCCCCUCAACCAUUACCCUCCAGCUUACACGCACAAUGUUGGAGAAAUCUUGCUGGAAAAACUUGAGCCGUAUCAGAAGUAAAGGUGGUUUCCUUAGUCUGCAUAGAAUCGUCAAUCGAUAUUUUCGGUUUCUACCAAAACUGCCGAGGUCUCUCAUGGGUGCAUUGAUACGCAACAAAAGGCUUUCAUCCACUGGUGACGGUACAGCCAAUCCCGACGCCACAAAAUGCGAGGCAACACCCAUGGCCAAUAAACCUAACGACCAGCCCCACCAUGAGACCUACGUCAUCGAUGCAAAUCUUAAGCUCUCUAGCGCCACUGUGAACAAGCGAAACUCAAAGGGUGAAACCCCUCUUCAUCAUGCUUGCAUGCAUGAUCGCCCCGACCACGUGGCUAAAAUCCUGGAAAUCCCCGGUGUCGAUCCUAACUCACGUGACAACGCUGGUUGGACGCCGAUCAGUGAAGCGUGUAACCGUGGUCACAUGGAAUGCGUGCAAGAACUACUGAAGCUGCCUCUCUCUUCAAGUACCACGUUAUCAAAAAUGACGUCAUCGGAACAUACGUCACCCGGAGCAACGUCAUCGGCACAAACACCUACGAUUGAAAAGCGAAGGGAAACCCCCCUACUCGAGAUCGACCUCCUGUCAUGCCCGGAUGAGGGGAUUACCCCUCUACACGACGCUUUAAUGAACGGCCACACAGACGUUGCCGAAAUUUUGCUCCGAAAAGGAGGAACCCAACUACUGGACGCGAAGAACAAAGACGGUAAAUCUGCUUUGGACGUUUGCCAGUCGGAGGACACUUUACGAUCUUUCCUCAUCAUCGCUUGUUCCCUUGCAUCCGAGCAAUGCUCCAUCGACGUUGCCAUGGCGACUAAGCAAGAAGAUUCCGCCCCCGUGAAAGUUGAUGCAAAAGAUGACGAUUACGCGAAGAUUUUACCCCCACCGUUAAUGAUGGGAAGCCCAGCUUGGAUUGGCACCUGUGACAGAUACGUCAUACUCCUACGUCAUCUACUUCACGCCUACGUCACCGAAACGUCAUUAGUUCCAUUCCUGUGCCUCCUUGGCUCGCAGGAGGAGCCAGAAAGUGAAGAACCGCCCGACCGCAUGGACGAGUUUGAUUGUGACGUACAAUCGCCAUUGUUUGAAGACAAUGAACCCGCGAAAGAAAGCUCUAAUGACGUCAGUGACACCAGACUGCUACGCUACGAACAGGAUAUGACGUACAUACUAAAAUGGCGACGCGAGAAAUGGGUAUUCGGGCAACAUUUAAGAAAAAUUGUUGACGUCGAUAAAUUAACGGUGGAUUAUAAGUUCCAUGUUUUUGAGGGCCCGGUAAUAGACGACCUGAAAGCAAUGUUCCAGUAGGAUUACAUGAUGGUUUAUGGCAUCGGUUUCCUAAACCUGGUUUGGAAAAGACCAGCUACGGUUUAUCUUUCUUGCUUUUCUUCGCCCAGCAUACCCAGUAUACAUUAAUUUGGAUUGUGGUAGAAGUGUCGUAUACUACUGUCUUACCACUAAUUAAUAUAUGUAUGGGCGACCAAGUUAUGAGAUGGUAUCUUCACAACCCGAUGUUGUUGUUAAAUUUCGAGUUCUGUGACUCCCGAGGGUUUACCAACGUAAAUUCUCGGGCCUUCAUCUUUGUCUUAAUAUGACGUCACCCAUAGUGAACCAAAAACCUUAUGCAGACGCCUUGAUGACGUUGUUGCUAUUUCUUUUCACCACACUUUCACACUGAGGCGGUUCACUAUUCUAAAACUGAAAUCAUGCAUUACCUUCGGAAAACUAACGGUAUUUAACAUCUUUGCCAAAAAAAAACAUUAUUCGUUUCAUUGCCCACUGUUGAUGUUUUGACUCGUUAUUUUUUACGUUUUUCUCAGGCAUUUUUCAGGCCAGACUGUCGUUGGUACACGGAUAAUAUAAAGAGCCUCA
This is a messenger RNA of Ciona intestinalis (vase tunicate), 3594 nucleotides long. The record is from RefSeq and is a predicted model, not a curated record. NCBI's taxonomy places the organism in Eukaryota, Metazoa, Chordata, Ascidiacea, Phlebobranchia, Cionidae.